ACCAAAUGAAGAGCCUCGGCUGCUCUAAAAAUAGACUUUGACUGGCUGAGGCAGUUCUUUCCCAAUCCGUUCAGUUGUUUUUGGAGCUUUUCAUGCCUCUCUUUUCCUGCUUCUCGUCUCUUAAGAACAAAUUGUUUUAAAUUACGCACAACCUCAACUUUACAGCUGAUCCACAAAUGUGCACAUGCAAAUAAAAAAACCUAGAAAAACCCAAACAGUCGGCAGAUGUCUGCCCAGAUGCAGUCUGGGGAAACACCUCCCGAGCUUCUCAUCCGCCUCUCGAUGAAAAAAAAACAGGCCUUUUUAGUCCUCGCUCAGUUUAUGUGCGCUGGCAGUCAGGCGUGCUUUCCGUCUCUCAGUUUCUCUCCAGUGUGUUUAUCUGCAUGUGUGAGUGUGUGUGUUUAAUCGCAGGCUGUGUGUCUACAUGGGAAGGUGCAUCUGGAAUCUUGCCUAAAGGCAGAAAGCGCACUGCUUUUACACUCCGGCACGCGCUCAGAUGCUGGAGCCGCUGAAAGGAGCAACACAUGUCUCCAAUGAAUGGAUUAUAACAACCGGAAACUGGACGUCGUUUACAGUCAUUCAAUCCUGAAGGGCCAUGAGGAGGGACCGGCUGCUGGUGGCCGUCACUUUGGUCACUCUUCUAGCAGCUGAUCUCCAUUUCAUCCUCCUCCCCAGACUCAAAUCCUGGUAUUUUCUGCCCAGAGAGAGCUGCUCCUGCGGGGACUCCAAUGGGAGUGUGGAUGCGAUGUGGAUGUGGAGUCAGAAUUGGACAGCGGUUUCCAUUGAGAAAGGCUCUAAGCUGGAGCGGCUCUUCAGGCAUCCGCUUUACAACAUCCGUCUGCCGGAUCUGAGGGCCGAUGAGCUCCUGCUGGAGCGCCAGGAGCUCAUCAACUACUACCAGAGGAAAGUGAGCCGCUGGGAGAGGAUGAAGAAGUUCUACAUGGAGGCGGCCGCAGCUUCAAACAUCUCCAUCUCUGACCAUCCGGUGAGUUUUAAACCGGACGCCAGCUGGCUUCAGUUCCACCUGGGGAUCAACAGAUACGCGCUGUAUAACCGAGAGGACAGCAGCGUGGACACACUCCUGCAGGACAUGCAGACGGACACUGUCAUUAACGCAGAUUUCACUCAGGAUGAGAAAGCACUGAAGGGCGCAUGCGACUGCUCACAAGUGGUCAAACCGAGCGGCCUUCACCUGAAAUUGGCCCUGAAGCUCCAAGACUUUGGCAAAGCUAUGUUUAAACCAAUGAGACAGGAGCGGCACGAAGAGACACCAGAGAACUUCUUUUACUUUGUGGACUUUCAGAGACAUAAUGCCGAGAUCGCAGCUUUCCAUCUCGACAGAGUGCUGGAUUUCCGGAGAGUUCCUCCAGUAGCAGGACGAUUUGUCAACGUGACGAGUGAGAUCUUGCACAUCACCCACAAUGAGGAGCUGCGCAGCGUUUUCUUCACCUCGCCAGCCAACAACACGUGUUUCUUUGCCAAGUGUUUGUACGUCUGUAAGUCGGAGUAUGCGGUGUGUGGUCACCCUGACCUGCUGGAGGGCUCCAUGUCUGCGUAUUUGCCAGGUUUGAGCAUCGCGCCCCGAAUCUCCAUCCCCAACCCUUGGAUUCGUUCCUACAGCUUCACCGGGACAGAAGAGUGGGAGGUCAAUCCUUCAUACUGCGACACGGUCAGGAAGCAUUAUCCCUACAACUCUGGAAACAGACUGCUCAAUAUGAUCGACAUGGCAGUUUUUGACUUCCUCACAGGAAACAUGGACAGACACCAUUAUGAAAUUUUCACAAAGUUUGGAGAUGAAGGUUUCCUGCUCCACUUAGACAACGCCAGAGGAUUUGGACGCCAUUCCCAUGAUGAGCUGUCCAUUCUCGCACCGCUGACCCAAUGCUGCAUGAUCAAGCGCUCGACUCUGUUCCGACUGAAGCUGCUGUCGAGCUCUGAGUACCUGCUGAGUGACGUGAUGAGGGAGUCUCUGUCCCGGGACGCUCUGAGUCCAGUGCUGACGGAGGAGCACCUGCAGGCCCUGGACCGUCGGCUCAAACACACACUCCUCGCCGUGGACACGUGUGUGGACAAACACGGAGAAGCUCAGGUGGUCUUUACUGACUUUGAGGAAGCAGACAGAGUUACUGCAGGACAGCAGAGGUGACAGCGGGAGCAGAGCGGAUUACACACACACACACACACACACACACAAACACAAACACACAACUGAGGAUAUAUGUGCACAAUACCCCUGAACAAAUCCAUGGAGAGAAAUAUACUGUUAUCCUGUGAAAUUGUAAAACUUUUUUUUAAAUAUUUCCCAAGAGAUGUUUAAUGGAUCAAGGACAUUUUCGUAGUAUUUCCUAAAAUAUUUUUUCUUCUGAAAAUGUUUAUUUUAAUUUGGCUGGAAUAAAAGUAGUUUUUAAUUUUUUUUAUUUUAAGGUCAAUAUUAUUAGCCCCCUUAAAGGAAUAUGUUCCUUUAAUGUCAAAUUUUGUCAAAAUAAGAUAAAAAGUUUAUUCUAAAAAUUUUAACUUUUGUCAUGACUGACUUCCCAUAAUUUUGGCUCGUUUUGUCUUGCAAAUUAUGGUAAAAAAUGGUAAAAACAAACGGUCAAAAAUUCAAAAUGAGAUAAAUUGCCAUUGGCAUCCGCUGCAUAAAAACUUGCUGGAUAAGUUGGCGGUUCAUUCCGCUGUGGCGACCCCGGAUUAAUAAAGGGACUAAGCCGACAAGAAAAUGGAUGAUUUUGGUUCAUUUUGGCUCACAAAUUAUUAAACAAAUGGUCAAAAAAUAAUUUAAAAUUGUCAAAAUGAAAUUAAAAAAGUCAUUUCUACAACAUAGAACUUUUGUCACGACUGAUUUGCCAUGAUUUUGACCGAUGGCUUUAAUAUGUAACAUUCUGUCAAAAUGACUUAGAAAGUUAAUCUUUUGUCACAAAUGACAUGCCAUACCAAUGGUCGGAAAUGUUUUUCAAAUUGUCAAAAUGAGCUAACUUGCCAUAAAUGUGGCUCAUUGUGUCUAAUUAAUUGAUACAAAUGGUCAAUUUUAUUUUAAAUUGUCAAAAUUAGAUAAAAUAAAUUCUAAAGAAGUAGAAUUUUUGUCACGAUUGACUUGCCAUAAUUUUGACCCAUGAUUUUAAAAUGUAAGAAAUUGUCAAAAUAAGAUAAAAAGUCAAUUCUAAAACGCUUGAACUUUUGUCAUGAUUGACUUGCCAUAAUUUUGGUUAAUUUAGUCUCAUAAAUUAUGAUACAAACGAUGAUGUCAAUAGCCAAAAAUGUAUUCAAAAUGGUCAAAAUAUGAUAAAUUGGCAUAAUUUUGGUUCAUUUUGUCUCACAAAUUGAUAAAAAUGGUCAAAAAAAUUUAAUUGUCAAAAUGUGAUAAAAGUAAAUUCUAAAGUUUUUUUGUCACAAUUGAUUUGCCAAAAUUUUGACACAUUUAUGCUCUCAUAAAUUCAACUUUUUGUCUCACAAUUAUGCCUUUUGUUUUUAAAUCUCAUAUUUAUCAUGUUGUGUCUGGUAAUUAUGACUUACUGCAUUACAUAAGCUGUAAUACAGCACACAGGUUACGUAAUCCAGCAUCUAGGCUGGUUUAGUAAAGUUGAUAAUUAUCGGCGCAGACACUUUGAGAAGCUGCCGGCAGCUUUAAAUCCCCGAGUCAGACAGAAGAUCUCCUGACAUCAGCAAAAAACCCAAACAUUUCUGCUCUUCUUUACACAAACACACAUUAGUGAAGCGCACAAACAGGCCACAUCAGCAGACAAACAAACACUCUUCCUCCACAGAAGCCUGUAAUCAGCUCCAACUUCACAGACUGCAGUCUUGCAAAAUCAAUAAAAGCUAAAGAUUCGACGUCUCUCA
This is a messenger RNA of Danio rerio (zebrafish), 3837 nucleotides long. NCBI's taxonomy places the organism in Eukaryota, Metazoa, Chordata, Actinopteri, Cypriniformes, Danionidae. The record is from RefSeq and is a predicted model, not a curated record.